GCCGACCCGAGGGCGCUUCUGAGAGGCAUCACCCUCGAGAUUGACAGAGUAGCCCUCGGGGCUGAUGAAGACGAAGCCCUCGAGGACAGGAUCCUCCGGUCUUCCCUCACAACCUGCAUUGCCCUCGGGGAGCAAGCCCGGCGGCUAGAUGAGUGGCGCCUUCGCAAGGCCGAGCAGGAGGCCAAGAUGCGGGAGCUCAUCCGCCAGAAUGCAGACGCUGUUCGACAGAUGGCUAUGCUGGAGGAGAGCCUUCGGCAGAUGACCCUGCGGGCGGAAGCCGCAGAUCGGGGUAGGGCUGAAGCCGAGAGGUCCGCAGCUGAGGCCUUGGAGAGAGCUGUCAAGGAAGCCGAGGCCGCGAAGGUGGAAGCCGUCGAGAGAGCCCGAGGGGACGCAAUCUCGGGGUUCUUGGCAGGGGGGUGGCGGUCCGAGGAGCACAAGCAAUGGCUGUCCUCGGUCGUCGAGUCCUCGGUCGACGAGUGGUGUGAUGGGCCUGGCGUGGAGUGGGUUUCCCGAAAGGGUAAACAAUACUAUGAUGGGGGCGAGUUUUUCACUCAAGCCCUCAUCUACCGGAGCAUGGCUCUCCACUUGAAGAUCGAGCCAAAGGACUUUGACCCGGCAGCAUACGGGCUCCCCCCUGCAGCCAGACAUCCGCGUUCCUCUUCCCCCCGAUGUCGAGAGGCCAGACCUGGAGGACUCUGAGCUCAUGAAGGAAGCCGAGGGCGACGAACCUGAGGCCGACGCAGAAGUCACCUCGAAGCCAUCGGGGGAGGCGGCCCCCGGGAAUGACAUUAUUUGAUAUGUAUUUUGUAUUAUGUAAACA
This is a messenger RNA of Cuscuta europaea, 820 nucleotides long. NCBI's taxonomy places the organism in Eukaryota, Viridiplantae, Streptophyta, Magnoliopsida, Solanales, Convolvulaceae. The record is from the annotation of a GenBank genome assembly.